AUGGUUAACGUUCCUAAGCUCAGAAAGACUUACUGUAAGGGUAAGCAGUGCAGAAAGCACACCCAACACAAGGUUACCCAAUACAAGGCUGGUAAGGCUUCCUUGUUCGCUCAGGGUAAGAGAAGAUACGACCGUAAGCAGUCCGGUUUCGGUGGUCAGACCAAGCCAGUUUUCCACAAGAAGGCUAAGACCACCAAGAAGGUUGUUUUGAGAUUGGAGUGUGUCAACUGUAAGACCAAGGCUCAGUUGGCUUUGAAGAGAUGUAAGCACUUCGAGUUGGGUGGUGACAAGAAGCAAAAGGGUCAAGCUUUGCAGUUUUAG
Sungouiella intermedia is the source of this 321-nucleotide messenger RNA. NCBI's taxonomy places the organism in Eukaryota, Fungi, Ascomycota, Pichiomycetes, Serinales, Metschnikowiaceae. The record is from the annotation of a GenBank genome assembly.